GAAAGUGCAGUUUUCCGAGUUUGGCUGUCCCGGGAAAGUGGCAAAAGAACUUCCAUCGGACGCUUUUUUUUUUGAAUUUUGAAUGAUAGUAUUUUGCACGUUGGAAAAUUUACCAGAGAUUGUGGCUUCGCGUCUACAGACCGUCGAUCGGCGUGUGAAAGAUGGUGGACCGCUUGGCGAACAGUGAGGCCAACUCUAAGCGCAUCGGAGUCGUGGAAGCAUGCUUUGGCACAGCAGGUCAACCUCUGGCCAUCCCAGGUCGAGUGCUGAUCGGAGAGGGCGUUCUCACAAAGCUGUGCCGCAAAAGGCCCAAAGCCCGGCAGUUCUUCCUCUUCAAUGACAUCCUGGUUUACGGCAACAUUGUCAUCCAGAAGAAGAAGUACAAUAAGCAGCACAUCAUCCCUCUGGAGAGCGUCACCAUAGACACGGUAGAGGACGAGGGCGACCUGCGCAACGGCUGGCUCAUUAAAACACCCACCAAAUCCUUCGCCGUCUACGCUGCCACAGCUACGGAGAAGUCUGAGUGGAUGAGCCACAUCAGCAAGUGCGUCUCGGACCUACUGGAAAAAAGCGGGAAAUCUCCCACCGGUGAGCACGCGGCCGUCUGGGUGCCCGACUCUGAGGCGACCGUGUGCAUGCGCUGCCAGAAGAUAAAAUUCAACCCCGUCAACCGCCGCCACCACUGCCGGAAAUGCGGCUUUGUCGUGUGCGGCCCUUGUUCAGAGAAGAAGUUCCUGCUACCCAGUCAGUCGUCCAAACCGGUGCGGGUGUGCGAGUUCUGUUACAAGCAGCUCUCCACGGGCGGCACCCUCCCGGCCCGCUCAGACUCCUACAGCCGUUCAGAGUUUUCCAGCAACAAUAUCUCAGACGAUGACGACGAUGAUGACAGCAGUGACUGAGGGUCACUUUUAGGAAUAUUGACCACAAACAGAUCAUAUCCCAUAAUUUUUGUCUAAUUUUCAUUCAGGUUUGCAAAGGUUCCUGUGGCAAUAACACCUUCCCAAAACGAUUAAAGGCCCCUGUGCAUAUGAACAAAAGGUUUGAUGGGAAUUGUUCCUGUGUGUUAAUGAACACUACUUGUCGGCUUGCUCUACUUUCACAUUAAAGUCUCUCUCAUAAUACAUCUUAACCUCUUUCAUAUAAAUGCAUUUCUUGGCAAUGGUGCUCUUUCAUCUUCUUUUUUCCCCUUUUCCUUUUAGCUACCGUAUUCUUACUGAGCAAUGCUGCUAUCCGCUGGAGGAAGAGAUUGUUGGGUAAUGUGAUUUCGGGCUGUUCCUAGGCAAACACUCCCUCAGGUGAAACCGUGUGGUGCAUUAUAACUAGGUUUUAAAUAAGGAACUGCAUUUAGUGCUUUGAACAACCAACCACUAACAAACCGUGAAAGUGUGCGUUCAGGUGAAGGUCUUCUGUUUCUCACUUUGCUCAGUUUCUAGUAAUUGCAAAUGACAUAUCAGAUAGAUGCUACUAAGCUUGUAAAUGCGUGUAUAUAAUGCUGUGGUGUAGGUAGUCUGUUGGAAAUUUUAUCUGACAAGGUCGUCACUGCCUUAGUGCCUUCUUAUUUAUCCUCAGGAUCCUCGAAAUGAGAAACUAUUUAUGACUUGGGCUGAUUUCUUCACUUUGAGACACCUGCCUUCAUUUGAUGGCACAUCACAUGACGUAUUCUGUUUAGAGGUGCACAGGUACCAUUCAGUGAGCAUUUUUAAUCAUGUGACUGAAGUUAUGAUCAAAACUAGACCCACAGUUUCAGUUGAGGACAGUCAAUUAUAUUCUCUCAGUCCGAAUAGCUUUUGGACAUUCCCAUGAAUCCAGCUGAAGUAUUUUCUGACAUCUUGUGUCUGUAGUCCACAUGCCCUAAACUAUGUUGGCAUAUCUCUCCAGCCCUGAUUUCAACUCUAUACAUACAUACACACAAGCAUGCAGCCCACAGGAAUUGCAUGUCACUAAGGCGAAGGACGCACUAUCCUGUUGGCCCGCCCUCUCUCAUUGGGGUCUUUUUGUUAGAGAAGUCACAUGUCAGGCCUUGACAGUCAAUGAACGGGAAUAGAAAGCAUUAUGAGGAAGCGACUGUCACACAGCCACCUUGUUUCCAAAGAAGCUGCUAAGCGGGUAAUUCGAAAAGUUUUUUUUUUUACUUCUACACAAGUCAAGCUGGUGGAAGAAUCACAGCUAUACUGCUUGAGAACUGUACUGUCUCAGUACUGAAUACUUGAUCACCUGUGAAGAUGGCAUAUUUUGUUUGUGUCAGAAUAACAAAACUGACAUUGAAAAGGGAUAUUUAAUUAACCUAACUCUGGCUAAAGAGCCCACUCAUACUGUUUAGUUCAUUUGCAUUGACAGAUACACUUAAGUCAAAAGUAUUUUUUUGCUUUUACACAUUUAUGGGAGACUUAUUUGAGAUUUAAAAAUAGGUUUACAGUGAUUGACUCAAGGUAAUUAUCUAAUCUUGCUUUUAGAACCUAAUGUUAGAUUCCAGGAUAGUUAUAUUUGGCAUAAUGUUUGAUUUAAUGAAUUGUUUUAAUUGUUCCAAAUCUAACCUGAGAUGAUUUGUUAUGAUUUUACUUAUAUGUUGUAAUAUUCUGAGAUGACUGUUUAGAAUUUCCAUGUUGUAAACUUUUGUACAGUUAUUUUUUUUUUUUGAUUAUUUACUCUUUAGGUGGGCUUGCUGCGUUUUUUUUUUUUCUUCUUCAUAGCGUUUUCGUGUGGUUCAUGUGUGCGUUUCCUGAACACCUCUGGAUCAGCUACCAGCACUUUACUCUCUCUGCAAACCACAAGAGAGGGGCGGGGCCUGGUUGGGGGGAGGGGCUUUGGUAGGAUGCGGGUGGGGACUACAUGUCUUUUCAAAUCUGGCCUGCAAAUACAAGAGAAUAGAUCUGAGUAGAGGAUAAACUGGCAUUUACUUUCCAUUUGUUAUCUUUUGUGAUUUCUUGAACAUGUAAUUUCUGAUUCUCUUGUUCUUGGAUGGAUUUUGGGAGAUUUUCUGUUUCUUGUACAUUUUUUUUUUGCCAUUUUUAAUUCUCAUUAAAAAUUCUUAAAGGGCUGAAAACUGAAUGUAAUCCAUCAUAUCAUCAUUAUUAGAUACUAAUUUUGAGGAAAAUAUAUAUAUUGCUUAAA
Messenger RNA from Cyprinus carpio (common carp), 3111 nucleotides. RefSeq names its product pleckstrin homology and FYVE domain containing 2 (gene plekhf2). Gene Ontology annotation, molecular function: phosphatidylinositol binding; metal ion binding. The record is from RefSeq and is a predicted model, not a curated record. Lineage: Eukaryota; Metazoa; Chordata; Actinopteri; Cypriniformes; Cyprinidae.